This is a messenger RNA of Suncus etruscus (white-toothed pygmy shrew), 2343 nucleotides long. It is a transcript of the gene MED17, whose product is annotated as mediator complex subunit 17. The coding region runs from base 10 to 1956 and encodes 648 amino acids. Lineage: Eukaryota; Metazoa; Chordata; Mammalia; Eulipotyphla; Soricidae. Gene Ontology annotation, cellular component: core mediator complex; mediator complex. The record is from RefSeq and is a predicted model, not a curated record. The transcript is spliced from 12 exons. Gene Ontology annotation, biological process: regulation of transcription by RNA polymerase II. Gene Ontology annotation, molecular function: transcription coregulator activity.
GCCGCCGCCAUGUCGGGGGUGCGCGCGGUGCGCAUCAGCAUCGAGUCCGCGUGCGAGAAGCAGGUGCAGGAGGUGGGCCUGGACGGCACGGAGACCUACCUGCAGCCGCUGUCCAUGUCGCAGAACCUGGCGCGCCUGGCGCAGCGCAUCGACUUCAGCCAGGCGUCGGGCUCGGGCUCGGACGACGACGACGCGGACGGCGCCGACCGCGACGCGCACGACUGGGCCGGGGCCGGCGCCGAGCCUGACGACGACGAAGGCUUGGUCCGACUGCAGCCCUCCCUGUGGCCCUGGGACUCGGUGAGGAACAGUCUGCGGAGCGCCCUCACCGAGGUGUGUGUGCUCUACGAUGUGCUCAGUGUCGUCAGGGACAGGAAAUUCAUGACCUUGGACCCUGUCUCCCAGGAUGCACUUCCUCCCAAGCAGACGUUGCAGCUGAUCUCCAAGAAGAAGUCGCUGGCCGGAGCAGCCCAGAUCCUGCUGAAGGGCGCCGAGAGGCUGACCAAGUCCGUCACAGAGAACCAAGAGAACAAGCUGCAAAGGGACUUCAACUCAGAGCUCCUGCGGCUGAGGCAACACUGGAAGCUGAGGAAAGUGGGCGAUAAGAUCCUAGGGGAUCUGAGCUACCGCAGCGCAGGCUCUCUCUUUCCCCAUCACGGUACGUUCGAGGUCAUCAAGAAUACGGACAUCGACCUGGACAAGAAGAUCCCCGAAGACCACUGUCCCCUGGACGUCCAGAUCCCCAGCGAUUUGGAGGGCUCCGCGUAUAUCAAGGUUUCAAUUCAGAAACAGGCUCCAGACGUGGGUGACUUGGGCACAGCGACCCUGUUCAGGCAGCCCGCGCCGAAGGCCAAGCCAGGCUCCCCACACUGGCAGGCCAAGUUAGAAGCAGCACAGAACGUUCUGCUGUGCAAGGAGAUCUUUGCGCAGCUCUCCCGAGAGGCCGUGCAAAUCAAGUCCCAGAUCCCUCACAUCGUGGUGAAGAACCAGAUCCUCUCCCAGCCCUUCCCAAACCUGCAGUUGUCGAUUUCCUUAUGCCACUCCUUGAACGACAAGAAGUCCCAGAAGGCUGCUGCUGACAAGCCGAUUCCGGAGGACCAUCUGCAUGUCCUAGAGCAUAAUUUGCAUCUGAUGAUCCGAGAGUUCCACAAGCAGACCGUGAGCUCCAUCACAAUGCCUCACCCUGCCAGCGCUCCUUUCGGCCACAAGAGAAUGAGACUUUCGGGCCCUCAGGCUUAUGACAAGAACGAGAUCAGCUCCUUACAGUCCAGCGAGGGCCUUCUGGAGAAAGUCAUCAAGCAAGCGAAGCACAUCUUCCUGAGAAGCAGAGCGGCUGCGACCAUCGACAGCCUGGCUAGCCACAUUGAUGACCCCCAGAUCCAGGCGCACUGGUCGAACAUCAAUGAUGCCUGCGAGUCCAGCGUCAAAGUGCUCAUCACGUCCCAGGGCUACGAGCAGAUCUGCAAGUCGAUCCAGUUGCAGUUGAACAUCGGGGCUGACCACAUCCGUGUGGUGCACCGAGACGGUCGGGUUAUCACGCUGUCCCACCAGGAGCAGGAACUUCGGGACUUCCUCCUGUCUCAGAUGUCCCAGCACCAGGUCCACGCGGUACAGCAGCUGGCCAAGGUCAUGGGCUGGCAGGUCCUGAGCUUCAGCAGCCACGUAGGCCUCGGGCCCAUCGAGAGCGUCGGCAACGCCUCAGCCAUCACCGUGGCCUCCCCGAGUGGUGACUACGCCAUCUCAGUUCGGAAUGGCCCUGAAAGUGGCAGCAAGAUCAUGGUGCAGCUUCCCCGGAGCCAAUGCAAAGACCUGCCGAAGAGCGAUGUCCUUCAGGACAGCAAGUGGAACCACCUGCGAGGCCCCUUCAGGGAGGUGCAGUGGAGUAAGAUGGAAGGGCGCAACUUCGUCUACAAAAUGGAGCUGCUCAUGUCUGCACUCAGCCCCUGUCUGCUCUGACGCUGCUGCUUCCCAGUCAGGGUGAUGGAAACUCGGGACUUGAAGAUGCCCAUCACCCAGAAGCACAAGGGAGAGAGAUCUUCCAGAGAAACUAUCCUAAAGAGGAAUGAGCCAGUGUUUUGCAUUUUGGUUUUCUUUUUUGUUUUUUUGGGCCAUACCCAGCGGCACUCGGGUUACUCCUGGCAGGCUCAGGGGACCGUAUCUAAUGCCGGGAAUUGAACCCAGGUCUGUUUUGUGCUAGCUGCGUGUAAGGCAAAUGCCUACCACUGUGCUGUAUCUCCAGCCCCAGUGUUUUGCAUUUUGGAACUCUCACUUUGUAAGUGGCGAAAUGCUUUGAAUGCAGGAGAUUAAAUACAGUGAUUCCCUUUAGUUUGGAGACCACCCAGG